Molecule: messenger RNA, 432 nt
Organism: Myotis lucifugus (little brown bat)
Lineage: Eukaryota; Metazoa; Chordata; Mammalia; Chiroptera; Vespertilionidae
Product: tyrosine-protein phosphatase non-receptor type 21-like
Exons: 2
Coding region: 25-417 (130 amino acids)
Biological process (GO): protein dephosphorylation
Molecular function (GO): protein tyrosine phosphatase activity
Source: RefSeq, a predicted model, not a curated record
UACAUGUAAAUAUCUUUAUAGGGAAUGAAAAAGAGCCGAGUAGAUGCAAAAAAAAUGGGCCCUCUCAAGCUGGCUGCCCUGAAUGGACUGUCGCUGUCUCGCCUGCCUCUGCCCGACGAGGGGAAGGACGUGUCAGCCAGAGCCACCAAUGAUGAGAGGUGUAAAAUUCUGGAACAGCGGUUGGAACAGGGAAUGGUGUUCACAGAAUAUGAAAGAAUCCUUAAAAAACGGCUGGUCGAUGGGGAGUGCUCAACGGCACGACUCCCGGAAAAUGCCGAAAGAAACCGAUUCCAGGACGUGCUUCCCUAUGACGAUGCCAGAGUGGAGUUGGUCCCAACCAAAGAGAACAACACCGGGUACAUCAACGCAUCCCAUAUUAAGGUGAGAGGAGCAUUCGCAACGGUGAACGAGACCUGAGGUUCUGAGUUCAAG